Aspergillus tanneri is the source of this 159-nucleotide messenger RNA. RefSeq lists its product as uncharacterized. The coding region runs from base 1 to 159 and encodes 52 amino acids. Lineage: Eukaryota; Fungi; Ascomycota; Eurotiomycetes; Eurotiales; Aspergillaceae. The transcript is spliced from 2 exons. The record is from RefSeq and is a predicted model, not a curated record.
AUGAAUCGCUGCGGUGCGCUGCGGUACGGGGCCCAUACGCCGCAGCGCCUACUUCAAUCAUGCUAUCCUGCCCGCAACGGGACCCGCCCAUUGCUGGCUGCCUCAAGCGCACAUGAUCACCACAAAAAGUGGCCGCAGGCCACACCGGUAGCAGUGUAG